Molecule: messenger RNA, 882 nt
Organism: Thunnus maccoyii (southern bluefin tuna)
Lineage: Eukaryota; Metazoa; Chordata; Actinopteri; Scombriformes; Scombridae
Product: gamma-crystallin M2-like
Exons: 3
Coding region: 30-557 (175 amino acids)
Biological process (GO): lens development in camera-type eye; visual perception
Molecular function (GO): structural constituent of eye lens
Source: RefSeq, a predicted model, not a curated record
UGGGUGGGAGGCAAGCAACAUCAGUAAAAAUGGGGAAGAUUGUGUUCUUUGAGGAUAAGAAUUUCCAAGGCCGAUGCCAUGAGUGCAGCAUUGACUGCCCAGACCUGCGCUCUUACUUCAGCCACUGCAACUCCAUCAAAGUGGAGAGUGGCUGCUGGGUGCUGUACGAGCGCCCUAACUACACUGGUUACCAGUACAUCCUGAGCCCCGGGGAAUACCCUGAUUACCAGCAGUGGAUGGGAUUCAAUGACAGCAUCAAGUCAUGUCGCUCUGUCAAGAAUGUAUAUGGAAAGUCCUGGAAGAUCAGAUUCUACGAAAAGCAGGACUUUGCAGGUCAAGCGGUAGAGUGUGUUGACGAUUGCCCAUCGGUUUACGAGGCCUUCAAGUUUCGGGAGUUCCACUCCUGUGUGGUGAUGGAUGGUGCUUGGGUCCUCUACGAACUGCCCGACUAUCACGGACAGCAGUACUUCCUGGAACGUGGCGAGUACCACAACUAUACAGAUUGGGGUGCCACCUCCCCUGCUGUGGGCUCCUUCCGCAUGAUCACAGAUUUUUAGAACAGCAACGACCAGGUUUGUAGAGUUCCAGAGGCCACAAAAGUUGAAGAUGAUCCAGCUCCAGAACUUUGAGGUCACAUGAUUUCUAGAACCCCUAAAAGGUUCCAAAGCCCCAAUACAACCAAAGUUACAAAUUAUUUGAAAUAUUCUGAGUUCCAGAGUUCUGAUGCCACUGAAGUUCUGGAAUCUUGAGCAAGUUCAUGGUUUCAUAACCUUGAGGCCUCCAGAAUUCUAGAACCCCUACGAGGUUCAAAAGACCCAAUACAACCAAAGUUAAAAAAUAUUUGAAAAGUUUUGAGUUCCAGAGUAAUGGUGCCACUAAAGU